Messenger RNA from Daldinia childiae, 3468 nucleotides. Its product is annotated as putative rhoptry protein. The transcript is spliced from 4 exons. The record is from RefSeq and is a predicted model, not a curated record. Bases 1 to 3468 code for a protein of 1155 amino acids. Gene Ontology annotation, molecular function: microtubule binding. Lineage: Eukaryota; Fungi; Ascomycota; Sordariomycetes; Xylariales; Hypoxylaceae.
AUGGACGACUUAUCUAUCAACCUACCGAGCCAAGCUGCCAUGCGACGAACCUUCCCCGAAUGGAGCCGUUGGAAUCAUAAUGGACUCGAGGACGAGAAGGACAUGUGGGAAACUGGUAGUGACGACGUCCCAGUCUCUAAGGAAAAGGAGAACUUGACACCUCUUGGAAGCCCUAACUCAUCGGUGGGCGCUACCCCUAGGGCAGAAGCGUCUAAUAGAGAUAAGGUUGGUAAUACAAAAGCAACAAACACAGCCAAGGAUCGAAUAACUGCGACGGAGCAAGGCCCUUCCCGAUCAAGGGCUCAGAUGCAACCAAGAGUCGAAGACGAGUCCGAAUGCUCAUUAGAUUUUCCCGAACCGCUAGCACAACCCCGGCGGGAUCUACAAGAGCAAGGAAACCGUCCACAGUCAGUAUCCAAUGCCGCAAAAAGGUCGAAGCCUCGACGUGGCAAUGUUACAGCCCUACUCGAGACGCUCAAGACGGCCCAGACCAAACAGGCCGAAUCCAAGGAGCAGCCAUCCAGACAGGUUUCCCCUAAGUCGCAACUAUCGCCACAGCUACAAAAUGCCGCUAGGGCUAAUGCAGAGCGACAACCAGGAACAGAUCAUAUAGCUAGCCCUACUACACCUAAUCAGACCGCCCGGUCUUUCUUUAUACCUAAUCUUUCCUACAUGAACGACUUUCUAUCGGGUGCUCUGAAGCUGUCAUCCCUCCGGAAUGGCAUACCUAUCUUCGUCAAACACGGCAAAGUCCACGACCGCGAGUCUAUGAUUUACCCGGAUCACCAUGCCGAUAUUGAAGCGCUUUCGAUUCCAGAGGACGAGGAGAAGAUUUUCGUAUCCUUGGAUAAGAUCAAGGAUGAAAUUCAUGCUCUAAGAGAGCAUGAUGAGCUUGUUACAAAACAGGCCGAACAACUGCAUGAAGAGAUCGAAGAUAUGCAUGUGCAGAUUGCCAAGUACAAGUCUCGGAAGGACAGUGCUAUGGGCUCCGACUCGGAGAGUUCGAUAAUAGAUCAUCUUAGUGCGCAGAAGAAUCAAUUGGAAGAGCAAGUCAGCUCUCUGCAGGCCCGCCUAGAUAAGGCAAACCGGAAGAUCAGUAUCAACGAAAUUCAUACUGAAUCGUACGUCGCUGAGCGCGAUGAAGCUCUAAAGACCUCGACUGAGUAUUCGGACAAGAUAAAGCAGCUUCAAUCCGAACUCAAUAUAGCUCGUCGUCAACUCAAAUCACAGCGUGAUGAUAAUUCUCAAGACGGCAAUACACUCGAAGUGGAGAAUAGAUCCUUGCGCAAGGAUAACAGCUCGAUCCGACAAAAGUGGAAAUCUUUGCUAGAAGAAAACCAAUCGCUCCGGGAACACAAUGAGGACAUUUCCCAACAAAAUGGGUUACUGGAGCAAGAACUCAAGGGCACCAAGGCGGAAUUAGAGGCGCUCCGCCGCGAGCAUCAGCUGCUUUCAGAGGAGAAAGACAUGCUCAAGCAAGACAAUCUUAGCCUCGAGCGUCACAAUGAUGAAUUUUUUAACGACAAUAAGGUCCUCAAGCAGCAGAACUCUUUACUUGAUCGACAAACACACGAGUUACAAGAUAAUGUCGCUCGAUUACGGAAACUGCUUGAUGCCACCAAUGCAGAGACCGGUGAAGUGUCUGUCGAUUUCAAGGAUAUCAAGUAUCGUCUCGAGGUGCAGAACCGCGAGCUUUCUAAGGAGAAUGCCGAGCUUCAACAACAGGUUAUUGAUCUGGAAGCCGAUUUUGCAUCCAAACGGGUGGCUCUUGAGCAAGAGAAACGACGACUUGGUCGCUCAAAUGCGCGUUAUAAGGAGCAAUUGAAUCAAAUUGGUGAACGAUUCGAACAGAUUGUGAAGGAAAGCAGAGAGGAAGUUGCCAUGUACGAAGAGCAGCACACAGCCUUGACGCAGCAGUUGGAGCUCAUUACCGACAAAGAGUCAGCUCUGGCAAACAAGCUGAAGAAAAGUGCCAUUCAAGAAGCCAAGCUUCAGUCUGAACUCAAUAGGAGAACAGACGCUAUUAACGAGGCUCGUCAGAUUACUCAAGAAAUCAAGGACUUUAUGAGUACUGUAAGCAAGAAGCAGCAUGCAAAGACAACACGCAUUGCUGAACCAAAGGGCAAGCCAGCGGUUAGUGAGACCACAGCUAGAAGCACCACAUCUCAAACCGAUAUACCUAUGCAGGAUGACUACACGCAACAGAUUGACCUCACACAGGGGUCCGACUUUGCGAGCAUUUUUACCCAAGGUGAAAUGCCUAAAUUACGAGAUGCUCUCCGUCAAGUUCGAAACGAUACUCGACCUGACGACUCAAGCGACAACGAAUCGUUUUUUGACGAUGAUGAUAUAAGUGAGCCGGCUAGCCCAAGUCUUCCACGACUUUUUGUGCCCAAUAGUCGACCCCGAUCUAUAAGUUCACAAAAGGUCGUUUCUGGGACGUCUAAGGCACGGGCAGAAACAGGCAAAUCCCAGCCUGUUGGAAUUCUAAAGGAGUCUCAACCUUCUCGGUUGAACUCUCAGAAACAGAAGACAAACCGCACUAUAACCGAAACAGGAUUCGAGGACACGCAGAAGCGAAAUAAGACAACCGACCCGGUUACUGGAGUGCGGAAGUCGAAGCCGGACGACACUAACCCUCGAAAAGUCUCAUUUGGCCAACCAGCCAUGCAUGAUGACUUGAUGAAAACCCAUACAGAACGUGCCACAAAGGAAUCUCGAUCAGUGCCAGAACCAGACCUUACGGGUCGAUUUAGUGUCAAGUCGGGUAUGAGCAUUCCCAGCGAGAUUUCGGACAUGGAUAAAUUCCAUCGUCGCAACUCGGACAGUGCACGAUUCGAUAUGGAUACAGAUCAUGAAGAUAAUAUGACCUCAGCUUUAUUUAUUGAUGAUAUCACACUCGGACAGAGGAAGAUGGCCGAGAAGCAGAAUGCUAGUACUACCAAGAACGAGCUUUCCAAGGAUGCCAAGCGUGUUCUCGAUAACCUCUGUCACGAUCAUGACUGCGGUAACUGCAUUGUCUGCUCACGAAUCAAUUCUCGCGGUUCUGGUCAGAGGCCCAUCCGUGCAAAGAAGCCGAUUCCCGUCACAGACCGAGUUGCAGAGACACAAGAGUGCGAAGAUCAGCGUACAAUGCGCCCAUCGCAAGACCCGGCAAUGGCCUUAGCCAAGGUUAUAAGGUCUUUGGAAGACGAGGAGCAACAUCUCAAAGAAGCUUUCCAAAAGAGAGCUGUAGAAUUCGAUAAAUGCGACCCGUCGAUCAACCGUAAGACGUGGAAGCGAUUGGGUUUUGAGAUCGACAAGAUCAGGAAAGUAAGAGACCUGAAGAGAGAUCAGAUUUACUAUCUCUACGAUGCCCUCGAAGGGCAGAAGGCGAGCGGUCAGGAGAUGACGGCAGAGUUCGUCGAGUACACCUUACACGGUGCGAUGAGCAAGGAUCAUUCAUGGAACGGCGUCCUUGGUAUCUGA